This is a messenger RNA of Hydractinia symbiolongicarpus, 3478 nucleotides long. RefSeq lists its product as uncharacterized. NCBI's taxonomy places the organism in Eukaryota, Metazoa, Cnidaria, Hydrozoa, Anthoathecata, Hydractiniidae. Bases 133 to 1674 code for a protein of 513 amino acids. The transcript has 5 exons. The record is from RefSeq and is a predicted model, not a curated record.
AGGGAAUAAAUAAUACUGCAGCUUUCAUCUUUUCAAAAAUAUUCGCUGAAGUUACUGACUCGAGCCUUUUCUUCAAUUCACAUGCAGGACCACCGAUAGGUACGAUAACAUCUGCGACAUAUUUGGUAAAUAAUGAUCGGAAUUCACUUGAUUCAAUUAUGGCCGACGAUAAUGGUGUGUACAAAAAUAUUGGAACCUACACCAAUUAUUUCUUCUACGCCGAUGGUGAUUGUCAAAAAGCACAUUUUGAGGAGCAGCAAAGGUUUGUUAAAAAAAAGAGUGGGCAAGAAGUACACCAAUGAAGCCGUAGAGAAGGAGAAAAUAUUCGCUUUGGUUCGAACAUAUCGUCGUCACUCUGUUCAAAAGAGCUUUACAAACACGAUAUGCCGCAUAAAAAGCAUCACAACUGAAAAAUUUAUGAAAUAUUGCCUCGUUAUCAACGCGUGGUCUGGCGAAGAAUCGACAGACUUUCGUAUAGCAUGUCAUGGUAAUGCAAAACGGAAUACUGCAAGGUCGACACCAUUUAUCCGAACAGAGAAAAAGGUUCUAAAGCUAAUGGAAGACGAUUUGAAAAAAGGAAAUAGACCAGAAAGUACUUAUGGUCAAGGCAUUGACAAUUCUGGAGGACCAUUUCGAUGUUCUUCGAAAUCCACGCAGCCACGAAAUCAAAAACAGAUGUAUAACAUACAGCAGAGCAUUGGCAGAAUUUGUUGUACGAAUAAUGAGACAGAUGUUAAUGAAGAUAAGCUGCUAAAGGUUGUUGUGGAAAUGAGGCGGGAAGAACAAAAAUUUAUUCGCAAUGUAAUGUUCACACCAGACGAAUAUAUUGUCACCGCUUUCGAUGACCAACAGUUGAACGAAAUCGAGAAAUUGUGCGUAAAUCAAAACAAAAUAAUUGUGAUGGAUACCACAUUCAAUGUGUGUGAUAUGUGGCUUACAGAUAUCGGCUAUCAAAACCUCCGACUUGUAAACGACAAAGGUAAUCAUCCUUGGUUUUAUGGUCCCGUCCUUUUGCAUAUGAGAAAAACACCCGAAACAUUUUCACGUUUUGCAACAGAAUUUCUUUUAGCCAACAGCAAAUUACGUAGCCUAACUUAUUUGGGUACUGAUCUUGAACGAGCAUUAUUCCAAGGGUUUAAACAUGUCUUACCUGAUCUUAAAAGUCUGCUUUGUGUUAAACACAUGUCUGAUCGAGACAAAAAAAAGUUGACACAGCUUGGUGCAAAGGGGCAGAAAAAUUUUUUAGCGGAUAUCUAUGGCAUCAAUGACGGCGUUGUUAUGGAAUUAGGAUUAGCGUCGGCUGAAGAUGAGGACGAUUUUAAAGCCAAGCUUGACUCUUUGAAGGAGAAUUGGGAAGACCUUGCUCCAACUUUCCACGACUGGUUUUCGAGGAAUCGAGGAAAACAGUUUAUUGAAAGCGUGAUCGAGUCGGCGAGAGAGGGAUCUGGUCUGGAUGGGCUAUUCUACAACAAUGCAAUCGAAUCACUUCAUUCCAUUUUAAAAAUGGAAACUGGAAAUAAAAAACUUGGAAUUAUCGAGCUUAUUUCAAAAGUGAAGGUCAUUAUUCAGAGACAAAGAACUGAAGAAGUUCGAGCUGUUUACCAGUCUGGAAAGUACAUAUUAGCAAAUGAUUACAAUCAAUUUCAGGUUGAUCCAAUCACUUGGCACCGUUAGGACGAGGCACGUAGAAUGGAGCAUGUAAACAGUCUUCGACAAUUUUCACCAUCGUUCAGUGACCUGUAUAUAACAUCUAAAAACGUUGGGAGGAAGCCAAACCACAUUAAUCGCAAACGCCACUUCACAGAUGCAGUAAUAGCCGAGGAAAGGAUUGAUAUAACUCAAACCCCGGUCACACCACUAGUUGUUAAAAAGAAAAAAAAUGGCGAUUAUCAUUGCCAGAAGGUGAUGCCUGUUGAUUUAACUAUGAUUAACCCUAAACGAAAGACCUCUGGGAAAUGUAUGAUGCUACGACUCAAGGCAAUGCAUAAAAUGGUUGCAAGAUGUGUCUCACCAAGUUGUACCAUGAGAAUUACGCCGCAAGACUUUCUCAUCAUCAAGUCUACUGGCGUCGUUACAUUCACCGACAAAUAUAAGAAAGUCUCACUACUGCACAAUGUAACUUUUUGCUUUCGCUAGGAAUACCCAUUACAUUGUAAAUAUGUUUUUCACUAUAUUACAGUAGCUAACUAAGUACUAUUAAUGUUACUAUUACCAUUAAGGUCAAUCCAGCGCGUGAGGUUUUUUGUGCGUGUGUUUUGCCAAUUUUCUCGUUAUGAACAAUCGCUUUUUAACAUUGUAUAUUGUUUUACAUGUAAAUAAAAACAUCUAAACAAAAAUCAUAUUUUUUCUUAACCCUACGCAAUUAUAGCUACCUUUUAUCCUAUUUUACAAAAACCGUUAAAAGUCCAGCAUUGUUAUUUGCCCAAAGAUUUAGGGGCAAGGCGGUUUAUGAAAUCGCGCCCCUGACGGUACCAAAUUAAUAAAUUAGUGCAUGAUUUUGUUACACGUGUUAAGCCCUAAUUCCACCGACCAUCAUGACAGAGAAGCAGGGCAGAGGAGACUGGGAGUUAGAAGCUAAAUCACUGCUGCGGUAUAUUAGCAUUUCAUCCACAGAAAUAAAGGAGGUUUUAAUAUAGAAGGAGGGAAUAUUGGAGAUUAUUUUUUCAUCAAAGCAUUGCAAUUGCUAUGCUACUGCUGGAUUUACUAGAGAGGCGGAACAACGCUUACGCGCAAUUUUUAUACUGACUAUGGACAGGUCUGAAAAAGUACCCUAAAAAGAGCAUAUGAAAUAUGAUUUUCACACUUGAUGUUUUUGACUAAAGAAAAUUCUUUACUAUCAAUUAUAUUUCUCUGUAGUAAAUGAAUAUCGAAAACACAAUGUCCAGUGCAACAUACGUGGUCGAGUAAAAAUUUUAAAAGAGUUAAAUUUCUCCGUAUUUAAUUCGAAAUCUUCUUUUGGGUGUACGCAUUCUCACUGUAUUUAAGAUCGGCGCAGUUUGCGCAUGACAUUUGAAAUCGGCUGGGUGAUUCUGGCUGAUUCUGGGUGGCUCUGGCUGAUUCUAGGGUGGUUCUGGGUGAUUUUGGGUGGUUAUGGCUGAUUCUGGGUUGUUCUGGGUAGUUCCAUAGUUUAGUAAUACCGCUCUAAAUUAGACUAAAAUUGACAGCCAUGUCACUGUUGUAAAGUGUUGGACAAGACAAGAACACUUAUAUGUGUUGUUGAAUGUAUUAUAUAGCUCCUCACUUGUUACAUGUUUCUGAAGAUAUCGCCAUAACUUAACCAAAUAAAUCGUAACUCUGCACUGACACCAAAUUAAAUUCAAUCCACAACCAAUCACGCAUGAAUACCUGCAUCCAUAGAAACUUCACCAAUUGCAGGAUCAACAACCACCAACCAUAUCAAUUUACAUUGAUAACAACAAUCGCAAUCGCGCAUGAUUACCUGCACCCCAUAGAAUCAUCACCAAUAGCAGGAUCAACA